UUUCAGCACAGAGAAUGAACCAGCAGUGGAAGAGAAAACACUACAGGUUGGAUGACAACUGAUAAAGAAGAUGUUUUAUUUUUAUGACCAGUGCCUGUGGGAUCUGUGAUGGCAAUGAUGGCUGGCUGUGGUGAAAUCGAUCACACAAUAAAUAUGCUUCCUGCAAAUAAGAAGGCGAAUGAGCCCUGUUCUAAUGCUGCCCCUUCUCUAACGGUUCCCGAGUGCGCCAUUUGUCUGCAAACGUGUGUUCAUCCAGUCAGUCUGCCCUGUAAGCAUGUUUUCUGUUAUCUGUGUGUAAAGGGCGCUUCGUGGCUUGGGAAGCGAUGUGCUCUUUGUCGACAAGAGAUCCCCGAGGAUUUUCUCGAUAAGCCAACCCUGUUGUCACCAGAAGAACUUAAGGCUGCAAGUAGAGGCAAUGGUGAAUAUGCCUGGUAUUAUGAAGGAAGAAACGGGUGGUGGCAGUACGAUGAGCGCACUAGUCGGGAGCUGGAAGAUGCAUUUUCCAAAGGUAAAAAGAACACAGAAAUGUUAAUUGCUGGAUUUCUGUAUGUUGCUGAUCUUGAAAACAUGGUUCAGUAUAGGAGAAAUGAACAUGGACGUCGCAGGAAGAUUAAGCGAGAUAUAAUAGAUAUACCAAAGAAGGGAGUGGCUGGACUCAGGCUGGACUGUGAUACUAAUACUGUAAACCUAGCAAGAGAGAGCUCUGCCGAUGGUGCGGACAGUGUAUCGGCGCAGACUGGAGCGACUGUUCAGCUUCCAGUGCCGUCUUCCACACGGCCCCUAACGUCAGUGGAUGGUCAGUUAACCAGCCCUGUCACACCGUCCCCCGAUGCUGGCACUUCUCUGGAAGACUCUUUUGCUCAUUUACAACUCAGUGGAGACAGCAUAGCUGAAAGGAGUCAUCGAGGUGAAGGUGAAGAGGAUCGCGACUCACCAUCUUCUGGCAGAGUACCAGACACUUCCGUUGAAGAGACCGAAUCAGAUGCCAGUAGUGACAGUGAGGAUGCCCCUAUGGUUGUUGCACAGCACUCCUUGACGCAACAGAGACUUUUGGUUUCAAGUGCAAACCAGACAGUGGCUGAACGAUCAGACCGAUCAGGAACUGACCGAGCCGCAGCAGGGGGUGGGACCAUGAGUGUCAACGUCAGAUCUAGGAGGCCUGAUGGACAGUGCACAGUGACAGAGGUUUAAACCAGUAUCUCCAGCACCACACUCAAGGGUGAAAUGGAUACCUGUAAAUUUCUGCCCACAUAACAUUAUACUCAUCCUUAGCAGUGCAUUGUGGGAGUUGGGGUGGGAAGGGAUAUGGGAAGGACAGACCUGAAAUUAAAAUGUCUAACAUGUCUCCGCUGAAAUUUAUUUAAUGUGAGGAGUUGGGGUGUUGAUAGUUGAGGGCUGUUCAGUCAGUAAUGACAGUUUUCUUGACAUCUGUUUACUUUGUAGUGUAUUUCUUUUAACUCUUUGGUUCUUUUGGCCAGUGUGUACCUGUGCAUUGAUGGUCCUCAUCUGACUCUUGCACUACUUAUUUUUCUGCAUGGAUUGGUAUAAAAUCAUUACUAAAAUUUGGCAACUGAGAGAUUUGAUAUCAUUAUGAGAAGGAAGCUUCAUGUGAAAACUAGAUGACUAACACUUUAUGGUUGGUCUUACUGAGCUAGAAAUGUAAAGCUGCGGCGGAGACGUCCUUGUUUCAGAAUCUGUAACACUUCAUGUCGUUCUUUCCAUAAGAUUUACCGUCUUGUCCUUGUACUUUGAGGUUUCUCUUAGUCUGCAUUUUUCUUUUUGAUUAAAAAAACUUUAUAAUUUAAUAAAUACUAGAGUUUAUCAAAAAUAAUUUGUUUCUUUUUGAGUCUGUAAAAGGGAUGAAGGUACUUAGGUAUUUGUGGCUAAAGAGC
This is a messenger RNA of Acomys russatus (golden spiny mouse), 1892 nucleotides long. RefSeq names its product ring finger protein 146 (gene Rnf146). Gene Ontology annotation, cellular component: cytoplasm; nucleus. The record is from RefSeq and is a predicted model, not a curated record. Gene Ontology annotation, biological process: Wnt signaling pathway; ubiquitin-dependent protein catabolic process. The transcript has 2 exons. Lineage: Eukaryota; Metazoa; Chordata; Mammalia; Rodentia; Muridae. Gene Ontology annotation, molecular function: poly-ADP-D-ribose binding; ubiquitin protein ligase activity; zinc ion binding. The coding region runs from base 109 to 1191 and encodes 360 amino acids.